AUGCCACCUGCAAAGCCUCAACCACGCACUCAAACAGUGCCUGAGUGGUCGAAACCAAUCCCUCUACCUCCUCGUCAACGUCGUCGUGAACUCGAUCCGUUCACUCGCACUAAGAUCGUUGAAUUACGCCAAACUGCUGGCUGGACAUGGACUCGGAUAUUCGAGCAUUUUCAACGCGAAAUUCCACUAUCAACUCUUCGAUCCACUGUCAACAGAGCCAAUGGGCGUAUAAACAAUAUCAGUCAAGCUCGCAGUGGUCGUCCCCGCAAGUUGAAUAGUGACGAUAUUGCUAAAAUCUAUAAGAAGAUUGAGGAGAACCCCAAGGUCUCAUAUGAAGAUCUUCUUGCAGAAGUUGAUCAUAAAGUUACAAAACAAUCGAUUUGGCGACUUCUUGCUGAAAAGGGCCGAACGAAAUGA
This is a messenger RNA of Penicillium chermesinum, 417 nucleotides long. RefSeq lists its product as uncharacterized. The transcript has a single exon. Bases 1 to 417 code for a protein of 138 amino acids. Lineage: Eukaryota; Fungi; Ascomycota; Eurotiomycetes; Eurotiales; Aspergillaceae. The record is from RefSeq and is a predicted model, not a curated record.